UCUACUUUAACUAUUGCCAUUUGGAAUAGCGUCACCGAAAUGCAGACAUAUGUACGAUCUUGUAUUAGGUCUACAACUUUGCUACGGCAGUAGCAGCAAGUGGUGUUCAGGUGGUUUGUCAUAGGUGUAAUACAAGAAGCUUAGGCAUCUGUAAACAUAAUGUCAUAAAGAUAUUAGUCGAUUUGCUGGCAUCAUAAGGUUAUUCUCAAUUAAGUAUGUCAACUUAUGUACCCAUUUUUCUCCAUUUGUGGGAAGUUUCAAUUUUCUGCUUUAACAUGAAGAAAUCUGUGGCUCUUAAAAUGCUGGGUAAGACCAAUGGUGAUGGAACUAUUAGUGGAAGAACAUGCAGAGAAAGUUUUCAAUGCCUUAAGAACGGUGAUUUUGAUGUCAAAGACCAGCAUGGCAGUGGAAGACAGAACAUGUUUGCAGCUACUGAAACAGAUGAAGACAGUCACAGGACAUCAUUAUCGAAAGCACAAUACAGCGAUAGACAGGUAAAGGUAAUUUUGCAGCAGGUCAUUUCUCGACCCCAUGUCACAAACUCCGUCAAAAUAUACAUGGAAAUGUUAAAAUGAGAGGUCCUGUCCCUCCCGCUGUAUUCUCCGUACAUUGCUCUUUUUCCGACUACCACCUUUUUCGAUCAGUGGCAUACAGUCUGGCUAAAGUGCAAAAUGGAAUCAAUUCAUGGAUCCCGACAGAAGACGCCCAGUUCUUCUGCCACAGGAUUCGUAUGCUAUCCGAAAGAUGGGAGAAUGUAGUGGCUAGUGAUGGGCAAUACUAUGAAUCAUAAUUUUUUGGUGAGUUUUUCACAAUAAUGCCCCGAACUUCAUAAAAAAAUGGCAGAAGCAAAGUUUUAGAUCUAGUACCUUUCUUCUUCUAUCUAACAUCCCAUAUAUUUUUUCCUAGUUAAAGUCAUAGUUUGUAAGAAUGAGGAAAAAAGUUAGCAGAAUUGUUCUUCAUUGGUACUGACAAAAAAGGUAACAUCGUCAUAUUCUUUCGCCAUAGAAGCUGUUUAACUUUUCAUGAGGCUAUUAAUUUCAUAAGUGCUUGUGAUAGUUUGAAAUUAAUAUUAUUCA
Messenger RNA from Schistocerca americana (American grasshopper), 1076 nucleotides. RefSeq lists its product as uncharacterized. NCBI's taxonomy places the organism in Eukaryota, Metazoa, Arthropoda, Insecta, Orthoptera, Acrididae. The transcript has 2 exons. Bases 216 to 575 code for a protein of 119 amino acids. The record is from RefSeq and is a predicted model, not a curated record.